AUGAUACAACGUUUGGAUGCUGCGAGCGCACGCAGGUUGAGUGCGGGGCAGGUUAUCACGGGCGUGCCCAGCGUGCUGAAGGAGUUGGUGGAGAACAGCCUAGACGCCGGGGCCCGCACCGUCACUGUGCGCCUUGAGGACUUUGGCCUGGAGAGGAUCGUCGUGGACGACGACGGCGGCGGCAUCGCACUGGGCGGCGUGCUAACCAGCGAGGGGACCGUGCGGGAGGAUGCGUGCCCGCCGCUCCUCGCCUGCCGGGCCACGACGAAGCAUCCGCGGGGGGAGGAGGCCGCCCCCGCGGCGCAGGCGCGGGACCUGCUGGGGUUCCGCGGCGAGGCGCUGCACUGCCUCGCCAACCUGAGCGAGGUGGCCGUCCACACCAUGACGGCGGCGAGCCACCCCACCACCCUCUGCAUCACGUACGACGUCAAGGCGCACCGCACCGGCGUGAGGGCGACGCGGGAGCGCAGCGCCCCGGGCACCACCGUCGUCGUGGAGAAGCUUUUUCGGGCCCUGCCUGUGCGUCACAGAGAGGCUAGCAAGAGCAAGAAGAAGCAGCUGCUCGCUGCCACGUUGCUCAUGAAGCAGUACGCGCUUUCCCACCCCCACGUGCGGCUGCUGGUGACGCACUGCCUGAGCCCACAGAGCGCGCCAACGACGCUGGUGUCGCUGACCGGGACAAACGAUACCCAGCGUGCACUGGCGGAGGCCUACGGUGGGCGCCACCUCGCGGACAUGAGCCGCGUGGAAUGGGAGUUUUCGUUUGGCACCCUCACCGGUUUUGUCUCAAAGAUUGAUGCCGGGCGCCUCUCACCUGACAUGCAGGUGCUGGCGCUGGAUGGCAGGCUUGUGGAUUUGCCAAUGAUCUCGAGGGGCAUCAGUGACGCAUACGCUGAGUGUCAGCCCAACGCGGCCCAGCGUGUGCAUCCAGUCUUUUUCCUCCACCUGACGUGCGACAGGAGUGUUCCCUACGACGUGAAUUUGGCGCCCAACAAGCGCAAGGUCCUCUUUACGGAAGAGAGCGAGCACACGGAAGAAGUCCGCGCGCGGGCGCUUGCGACAUUUCGGGCAUCCACCGAUGGGAUUGUGGUGGACCGGCACAUCCGUAUCGAGCAGACGCGCCGGGCGGAUUGGAAGGCCUCGCAGGACUCAAAGCUUACGCGAACCCCCGUUUCUGCCACCGCCCUCACGCAGUUCACGUACCGGCGCACGGACCCGCCGUUGACGCCGUCGUCUGCUGAAGACCCGGAGGCGACUGAGCCGGUCGAAAUGUCAAAAAUGCGCUCUUCCCUCUACUACACCCAAACGGAGGCAGGGAGUGGCUCGACUGCCGGCACAGGCGUCGGCAGUGCCGACGACGACGAUGCUUCCGGCGGCAGCAGCUCCCCCACUCCGUCGCUGUGCUCGCCUGUGGCGGGAGGGCCGGGCGGCGAGGAGGCCGCGUUGACGCGGGCCUGCAAGCGUGCGCGUCCGCUGGACUCGCCGGACGACGCGGCGCAGACGGCGGUGGCGGACGGCAGCACCUCGCCGGUGUUCCUGACGGAUGAGGCAAACCAGCCCCGACCCGCGGGCCCGCGGACGGGCAUGCGCUUUCCCUCCCUCACGGCUUUGUCACUGCAGGCCUUGCUGCACCCCUCCGCUGAGGCGACCCCAACUCCCCCUGGAGUCAGAGAAAAGAAGCGCCAACAAUUUGGCUCCCUCGCGGAGCAGACGGAGAAGCAGCUUGCGAUGCAUUUGGACAAAAGCUCCUUCAAAGAGAUGCGCAUACAUGGACAGUUCAACCACGGAUUUAUCCUGGCGUCGCUUGGGGACGACGUUUUCGUAGUUGAUCAGCAUGCCGCGGAUGAGAAGUUUAACUACGAGGCUCUGGUGGGACAGUACGCGGCCCGACCUCAGCCGCUCCUGACGGCUGUUCCCGUGUCGAUGGAUCCGCAUGAUGUGGAUCUGGCGGUGCUGCACAGCGAGGAGUUGCGGCAGCAUGGCUUCACUGUGCGGCCUGGCGAGGACGCCAACAAGCUGCUUGUGUCAUCGGUGCCCGUACUCCAAUACGAGGUGGUGGGGCCCCACGAUGUCGUGGAGUUGGUGCAGCAGCUUGCACUCUACGGCGCCAUCACCAAGCCGUUGCGCAGCGUGUGGCACUCCAUGGCCACAAAGGCGUGCCGUUCCAGCAUCAUGAUAGGCACGGCUCUCUCUGAGAAGACCAUGCGCUCCGUUGUGAGUCGCCUCGGCGAGCUGGAGCAGCCGUGGAAUUGCCCGCAUGGACGCCCUACCCUGCGGCACGUCGCGUGCGUGUCCUCUCUCAUGGCUGCACUGAAGCAGGCACCUGCGGAUUAA
Messenger RNA from Trypanosoma conorhini, 2334 nucleotides. Its product is annotated as mismatch repair protein. Gene Ontology annotation, molecular function: ATP-dependent DNA damage sensor activity; ATP binding; mismatched DNA binding. Gene Ontology annotation, cellular component: MutLalpha complex. Gene Ontology annotation, biological process: mismatch repair. Lineage: Eukaryota; Euglenozoa; Kinetoplastea; Trypanosomatida; Trypanosomatidae. The transcript has a single exon. The record is from RefSeq and is a predicted model, not a curated record. The coding region runs from base 1 to 2334 and encodes 777 amino acids.